UUUCGUCAUAACCAAACGACACUUUAGGAUGUCCGUGUAAAAGAAGCUAGCCAGACAAGAUAGCUUGAAAACUGUUUUACUGUUACUUGUGGGCGAUAAAACAAAAAUGUCACCUCUGUUGGAGCUCUAGAUAGGUUAGUUUAACUAUCGGUACUGCUUUCUUCUCGGAUAGUUUGUGGUUACAAUUCCGGACGGGCGAGGAAAUGAACAGUGCCAGUCGAGGAAGUCGCCCAGCUGGUGGACAAAGCUAGCUGUCUCGCCAUUUAGCAGGAGUUCUUUUGUUUUUCGUUUUGAGGCGGAGCUGUGGUGCAAACAUGAGCUGAACUGAUGUGGCCUCGCUGAAAAAUAUCAUCAAACAUGCCGUAUUUACUGUGAGGAUUCUUCUUUAGUGUGUGACAUCACUAUAAACGACAAGAAAGCCAUAGUGGUGCCAGCAUUUAAUUCAUUAAAAAAAUCUGUUUGGGAACAACACGACAUAAAAUGGGCAACUGUCUGAAGUCGCCCACGUCGGACGACAUCUCACUGCUUCACGAGACGCAGUCGGACAGGGCGAGCUUCGGAGACGGGACGGAUCCAGAUUUGGAGCCUCCUCCGCCCUACCAGGAGCAGGCACACAUGCCCUUAUACCAUCCCACACCCAGCCAGGCCCGUCUAGCCACCCAGCUGACAGAGGAGGAACAGAUCCGCAUCGCUCAGCGCAUUGGACUAAUCCAGCACCUGCCCAAGGGCGUGUAUGAUGGCGGCCAAGAUGGCUCCGAGAAGAAGAUCCGGGAGUGCGUGAUUUGCAUGCUGGACUUCAUGUACGGCGACCCGGUGCGGUUCCUACCGUGCAUGCACAUCUAUCACACAGACUGCAUUGAUGACUGGCUCAUGAGGUCCUUCACAUGCCCGUCCUGCAUGGAGCCCGUCGACGCCGCCCUGCUUUCCACCUACGAGACCAACUAACGCUUGCCUUACACGCGGUCGCUUUAGGCGGAGCUUGUAAACAACAAAAAGGUUGGUUUUCAUCCUGCACUUUGAGAAAUAUGUUCAAACUCCUCCUACUCGCCGCCAAGAACGUUCAAGACAACGAUGUAGCCAAGAUGACUGCACACGUGUGUGUCCACUUGAGCUGGACUCAGUGGUCGCCUCACUGUUAAAUUAUUCACCCAAAUUAUUAAAGCGUGUCACUAGAACUCACAGUUUGCUAGUAAUUGUGUAACCUUGAUACAUUAUGUUUGCUUUACUUAUAUAUUUAUUAGGGAUGUACCGAAAGCAAAUUUCCUGGCUGAAACCGAAAAGUGAAUAUUGUAGGGAUGUAUGUAACGCAUUAUUCCUGGCGGAAACCGAAUAUUGGAAACACUUGGCCGAAAAACCGAAAGGCAAAACAAUACACAUGUAUACAAUUUAUAUUUUCAUUUUUUAAAAAUUAUUAUUAAUUUAUUUCAUUAUUUUCUGAUUAUUGCCCUUUGCCUUUUUUUAUGCUCAAGUAGAAAUAAAAUAGAGUCCCUUCUCACAAGUACGCAAACAUCUUCCAAAAUGUUCAACGACCCGCGAGGCUCGAAAAAUUUUGUUUGAAAGGUGCAGAUUGAAACCCCUUGGGGGUGGGUGUUUCUAGCGACAGUGAGCAUUUUGUGGCAAACUCUGAACCUGUCCUAUAGCAGAGGUGCUGGCUUCGUCGUAGCAUUCUGUUCGGUAGGCUUCACGGCUCACGAAACCUUGAUAAAUGUGCUUUCUAGGAAGUUUGGGACACUCGAAAAAUGGGUCUCAUGCCUCCGGUUCCUAAGCUAAAUGUAAUCUCGAUGUACGUUUGUGUGGAACUGUAGUUCCCAACAACAACGAAAAACUUCCGUUCUCGCCGAAACUAAUAAAGCUCUUUACAAGGCUAGUACUCCUUAAAAUAGGAUUCGCUGUUUUCUUGUGCAAUGAGUGGAAUCAAGAGUCAGACGAGUGGGCAGAGUCCUAGCAACGACGAAGCUGAGCGAAGUCGCUGCCAGCCGGAUUAAACGGUAACUGUGUGGAAGUUGCGAAAAAAAUGUAACAAAGAGUAAGUGGUCAUGCCAUAAAAUUAUUUUACUAAACCACAGCAAAUGCACAUAAAUGCAUUAAAAUAUUACUUUGUUUGAAUACUGCUCGCAUGUCGCAUCAUUAAACUCCAAACUAUUCAUACAGGGGCUCAAAUGCACUGUACUCGACGUGACACGGAACGAGAAGCAACUUUGCCAUUUGCCCGUGUUUGAUUAUGUCAUUACAAGACGACUACGGGUUUUUAUGGUAAUCGGUUGUAAACUUUCGGUCUUUUAACGGAAAACCUAAAACGCAAUUUUAGCUAUUUUCAGCACUGAAAUUUCGGUCACAUCUCUAGAAUAUUGGAAACACUUGGCUGAAAACUGAAAGGCCGAAUAAUACACAUGUAUACAAUUCAGUUUUCAUAAAAAAAAAAAAUAUGGCGGAAAACAUUCAGGUGACUUGAAGUUCCACUCUGAGACCCCCAAUUUGGCCAAAUUUGUCCGAUAUGCAUGUGUGAUACAUCAUUGGAAAGCUUAGAAUCUCAAUUUUCUGGGGGAAGAAAAAUUUUGAACAGGAGGGCAUUUAAAAAUAAAUAAAUAAAUAAAUAGCAAAACCCUAACAGGAGGUGAGAGCAUGAGAGAGCAGAAUUAAAGACGCCACGGUUUUAACGAGAUAUCGCUUACUUACCUUGUUUUGAUCCAAAAACUCCAUGUAGCAUGUAUAACUGAGUAUCAAGACACAGAUGUGAAUGGCCACAGCCGGAUUUUGGGGGGAUUUUAUGGGUGAAACAUAGUAAUAUAACAAGGGUCACGAUGCAGAAAUCGCAGACAUCAAGGAGUGGUCGAGAUGUUCUUUUUCAUACUCUUACCCUUUUCAAUUUUUCUUUGUUUGGAUCGAUUAUUUAUCAUCUACAAUAUUGGAGAAAAUGCGAGGGUAACAAAAAAAAAUAAAAUUAAGCAAUAGUUAUGAGGUAUAUAUCCGUGACUAAUUUACAGACGCCGUUUUUUUUAUUGUGACGUAAUUUGUAUAAACUUUUAAAUAUGUGAGUGAAUUAUUUUUUAAUGUCUUUUUUUUUUUAAACUAAAUAUUAGACAUCAAUUAAUGAUUCUAAGCUAAAAAUGACAGACAUUUCGAAUAAUAAAUGCAAUUACCUUCUUUUUAUGGCUAGGUUGAAAGAAAAGCGGUUGCGCGACGUCUGUAAACGGAGGUUUCCAGGGUAAAACGGACAAAUUAAAAAUAGUUCGGGGACUUAAUGCGCCAUGAAUCUGCUAUCAGCAUAUAGACAUAUUGUUCUAUCAAACACAACAGUUCUUUUGGCUUAAAAUAUGGCAGUUUCUUUCAAAGAGGGGUGCAAGAGCAGAAACUGCUUUUUCAGCCUUGUUUGCGUUUUCCGCCGUAUACAGUGGGGAGAACAAGUAUUUGAUACACUGUCAAUGGGUUUUCCCAUUGUCAGUGUAUCAAAUACUUGUUCUCCCCACUGUAUAUGAUUUUCCGAUUGAUUGCCCUUUGCCAUGACACUACCCUGAGGAAACCUUUUCACCUUUUCGAAAUCCUCUGCUACAGAAGGAGUCGGUAUGAUUGGAGGGACUUAUUGUUUGUAGGACAAGUAGCUGAUUUAACCUGAGGUGGAAAGAUUCUUCAGUGUUGUUUCCCCCCGAGAUACAUCAGCAGAACAUAUUUUACGGACUGCUAUCCUAACAUAUUUUUUUUGGAUAUCUCAAAAUGCUUCCAAACGCGGACAUGUUGGCUACGAACCAAGAGUGUUUUCAAGACCGCGUCAGCCAGCGUGUUGCUUCUCGCCGUGUUUUGAUUAUCUCAUCACAAGAGGACGAAGGUUCUUCACACUAUACAGUGGUAAACUUUCGGUCUUCAAAACAUUUGAACCGAAAACACAUUUGUACCCAUUUUCGGCCGAUAGUUUUCGGCGCCAAAUUUUCGGUCACAUCUCUAAUAUUUAUGCAUCCUGAUUGGCUGUGCGUGAGUGCUUUGUGAAUGUAUUCAAAUUGGACUGAUCAUAUGUAACACAUUUCAUGUGUUCUCAUUAAAGCUGUAGAAAGAUACCCACAGCUCCAAAUCCACUUCACAAGGUUUAAGGACACCAUUUUGUCUCUCUUGCGUUGCUUGGUAUUGUUCUCCUGUUAAUGUCCAGACUUCUUCUACAGCUCUGGUUCAGACACGUACAUUAGAGUUGUCGUCGCAGUUGGGCGUGUGGACGUGUUGUUAGGAUUCUACUAAAUUCUGGAUGUAAACUGUAAUACACAGCUAAUAUUGUGUAAUACCAUCUGGCCCCUGCUUGACCUCUUACAUAUCAAUAUUCCCUAAAAUGCUGUAUAAUGUAAUGUUAUCAGACUUUUUCCAAACAUGUGCCGGUGUAAUUUACUGUGCGUGUAUGUGGCUGUGUGUAUAGCAGGAGGUCAGCCAGUGUAAAGGGCUCAGGCGGAUCGCAACAUGCUUGCACACUUUUCAUCGAUCCACUGAUUUGCACUUUAGAACAAUAUGUUAAAAAGGAAAUGUUGUUAAUAUAUGUAAACCUUCUAAUAACCUUGCACUAUCAGAAAUGUAUUAUUUUUUUCUUCCUUGGCCUCACUCACGUACAGACAGGUUUGCUCGAGUUCAGUCAGUCACAAAUUACAAACUAUAUUGUCACGGAAUUAAUAGUGUUUAUAUUGCAGCGGGUUGUCGUUCAUUGGGCCAAUGUUGUGGCAGUCUGUUCAAACCUAAAUUCUGUUAGUUACAGGAAGUUUUUAUGUUACGGUUUUGUUUUCUUUGCAGUGUUUUUAAAACCCAUUGUUACAUUACAUAUAAUCUAUUUUUAUUUUGUUUGUUUGAGCAAGGGUGAACCAGCCGUCAUGUGUAAAGGAAUAAAUACAAUAAAUAUGAAAAGAAUACCCUUGCU
Corythoichthys intestinalis (scribbled pipefish) is the source of this 4885-nucleotide messenger RNA. Its product is annotated as RING finger protein 11-like. The transcript is spliced from 3 exons. Gene Ontology annotation, molecular function: ubiquitin protein ligase activity. Gene Ontology annotation, biological process: ubiquitin-dependent protein catabolic process. Gene Ontology annotation, cellular component: ubiquitin ligase complex. The record is from RefSeq and is a predicted model, not a curated record. Lineage: Eukaryota; Metazoa; Chordata; Actinopteri; Syngnathiformes; Syngnathidae. The coding region runs from base 481 to 945 and encodes 154 amino acids.